This is a messenger RNA of Camellia sinensis, 581 nucleotides long. The record is from RefSeq and is a predicted model, not a curated record. NCBI's taxonomy places the organism in Eukaryota, Viridiplantae, Streptophyta, Magnoliopsida, Ericales, Theaceae.
AUGGAACGUGAAGAGUAUUUUCUUGAUGUGCUCUUUCUAUUGUCCUCGGAUGCACCAAAGGAUGAGGCUGUUGCUAUGAAGCCAGAAACAAAAGUUGGAAGCACAGUCCCUGAGGCAUCAACUUCAACAGCGAAGGAUGCUGGUAACUCAGCGCCAGCAUCAAAAGCUCUGGAGAUUCCUCCUGAUAUUGAAUUUGAGAAGUGCACAAGGCCAGAAGUCAUACCAGCUAGUGAGAUCGGUGUGACAUUCAAAGAUAUUGGUGCUUUGGAUGAUAUUAAGGAAUCUCUCCAAGAACUAGUAAUGCUACCUCUUCGAAGACCAGACCUAUUCAAGGGAGGCCUUUUAAAGCCAUGCAGAGGAAUAUUGCUAUUUUGGCGUCCUGGCACUGGGAAGACAAUGUUGGCAAAGGCCAUUGCCACCGAGGCUGGAGCAAGUUUCGUUAACGUGUUUAUGUCUACUAUCACUUCAAAAUGGUUUGGUGAAGAUGAGAAGAAUGUUUAUUUGUGGUUAGUGUUAAAACAUGAAUUUUAGAUUUUGGAUAUGUUAAUUUUAUGGGUAAUGGUGAUUGGAUAUUAAUUGAA